AUGCCUGCCGCUUGUUCAUCAGAUGGCCAUCUGAUGAACGUUUUGGAGCGUCCACAAGCGUGUGGAUGUACUACGAGUGAGUGCGAUGGCCUCACUUGUGGUACGGUCGUUAGUACGACUGCACAAAACCUUAGUGUACCAAACGGUUACACUUCGGAGCAAAGUUCCGGCGGCUGUGAGGAAACACAGGCUGCGCCGAAGGUCCACCACUCGAAUAAGUCGGGUGGACUGGGACAAAGAUGUAUCCCUAGCGGGGAACAUCUAGAAGAGAAACAAUCGAUCGCUCAGGUUAAGCGAAACGAUAAUCCUAGAUCGACUGGAGAGUCUUUCGUAGAGGAUCUCGCUGUGGUUGCGCAACCCCAGCUAGAGGAAGUAAAGGGAAUAAGUCCCAAGAUUACAAAUACGGUGGAAAUAAGUUUCCCUAAACCCGCGGGAAUAAGUCCCCGGGAAGACGAAGGAAUAAGUCCUUCGAAGCCUGAGGGAAUAAGUCCCCAGGAAAUGACAGAGACAUUGAAUGUCAUAGUCAACUACGGAUCAAGUGUAGGCGCUUAUACACUUGAUCUGAUUGCGCCUCCGAAGUUAACUUCGGAGAUCACUCAGUUGCCAACGCUCGAACAUAAAAGGUUCUUGCGUGAUCUGCGUAGUGGCAAAGUCAAGCAGAUCUGCAUACUCGUCGCUGACGACGAGUGUGUAACCGACAUAAGGUCAGCAACAGUGUUCACUGAGAACGAGAGAGUUCUCAGUAGUUCAUCUAUGGACGAGAGUGUCCUAGAUGAAAAGACACGAAUUGAGCGAUAUGACUCCCAAUCAUGGGAAUCGCUCAAGACAAAUCCUCUCUAUGAAGAUUUGGUUGAAUUCAAGGAUGUAUUCCCUGAAACUGUUCCGUGCGAAUUACCGAAGGAUAAAGGUAUUCGACACGAGGUCGAGCUUAAACCAGGCUCGAAGUACUGUGUCAUGAAGCAGUGGCCACUGCCUCGUGAACAAGUACUUGCGAUCGACAAGUUCUUUGCCGAUCGUUUAGCUGCGGGCCAUGUGAGGGAAUCAACUUCCCCACAUAGCUCUCCGACCUUCUGUGUGCGAAAAGCAACAGGAGGGUGGCGGAUAGUGCACGCGUUCAACAAAUUGAACGCUGCAACGGUACCGGCUCAGACGCCGAUACCGAGGAAGGACGUAAUCAUUGAUGGUAUGUCAAAGAGUACCAUCUUUUCGUCCAUGGAUUUGAUGGAUGGCUUCUAUCAAAUCCUUAUGCGGGAACGGGAUAUACCCUAUACCGCAGUUAGCACCCUAGCGGCAUGCUCUGGGAAUGGCUAG
Molecule: messenger RNA, 1311 nt
Organism: Peronospora matthiolae
Lineage: Eukaryota; Oomycota; Peronosporomycetes; Peronosporales; Peronosporaceae
Source: the annotation of a GenBank genome assembly